This is a messenger RNA of Carassius gibelio (silver crucian carp), 1240 nucleotides long. RefSeq names its product transcription factor COE2-like. The transcript has 8 exons. Bases 443 to 1240 code for a protein of 265 amino acids. Gene Ontology annotation, molecular function: DNA-binding transcription factor activity, RNA polymerase II-specific; RNA polymerase II cis-regulatory region sequence-specific DNA binding. The record is from RefSeq and is a predicted model, not a curated record. NCBI's taxonomy places the organism in Eukaryota, Metazoa, Chordata, Actinopteri, Cypriniformes, Cyprinidae. Gene Ontology annotation, biological process: regulation of transcription by RNA polymerase II.
CAUCACGUUCUCAUGGUUUUGAACGGGUACGAUAAGCAUCCUCAGCAAUUACAAGGUAAUCGGCAGAGCAGACAACAUCUUCAGAGCAAUUUGUGGAUGUUUUAACUUUCUUGAGUGGGUUUAUUUGUAGAAGCAUAGCUUAUCGGCCGACUUUGUUUGGUAAGUGAAUGUUGCUCCUGUACAGGUGAACGAGCGGACUAUAGUUUGAAUGGGUAUUGAAGAAGGAAAAAUCUACGCCAAGAAAGCAAGUUUCCAAACAGUUUCCAAAAAGAAGCACGGGGUAUUUCAUGGACUAUUUCAGAGAAUGCCGGCAGUCUAAUCUUAAAAUUGAGAAAAUCAUUAAACCUACUAAGUGAUAAGCAGAAUUUCCACAAUAUUUCGACUUUGUAAAGGCUAGUGCUUUUGCACAAGAAGCUGCCCUGUUAUUGCAAUUUUGUUUUAAAUGUUUGGGAGUCAAGAUCACCCGACAAGAAACAUCCGAGGGUUGAAAGUUGGAACUUUUGAAGAAGAAAUGGAUCCUGUUCGUUCUUGGGUGCGGAAUGUCGGCGUUAUUGAUGCAAACAUAGCGGCACAGAGUGGAUUGGCUUUAUCCCGUGCUCACUUUGAAAAGCAGCCUCCCUCCAAUCUCAGAAAGUCCAACUUCUUCCAUUUUGUUCUGGCACUUUAUGACCGCAAUGGACAGCCUGUGGAAGUGGAGAGGACAGCAUUUGUUGACUUUGUGGAGCAGGAUAAGACGGGGGAAAAGACCAAUAAUGGAACUCACUACAAACUCCAGCUCCUCUAUAGUAAUGGUGUUCGCACAGAACAAGAUCUUUAUGCACGUCUCAUUGAUUCUGUCACUAAACAGCCUAUAUCAUACGAGGGACAGAACAAGAAUCCAGAAAUGUGCCGUGUUCUGCUUACUCAUGAGGUCAUGUGCAGUCGCUGCUGUGAGAAAAAAAGCUGCGGCAAUCGUAAUGAGACACCAUCUGACCCUGUCAUCAUUGACAGAUUUUUCUUGAAGUUUUUCCUAAAGUGCAAUCAAAAUUGUCUGAAGACAGCAGGGAACCCCCGAGACAUGAGGAGAUUUCAGGUGGUUUUGUCGACCACAGUCAGUGUGGAUGGUCCUGUACUAGCCAUUUCGGAUAAUAUGUUUGUGCACAACAACUCCAAACAUGGACGUCGCUCUCGUAGAAUGGAUCCAAAUGAGACAGUGGAGACUAGCAUGGAAUAUGGUGAGAUUGCAUUAAUCCGCAGUUGA